This is a messenger RNA of Aspergillus nomiae NRRL 13137, 738 nucleotides long. RefSeq lists its product as uncharacterized. The record is from RefSeq and is a predicted model, not a curated record. NCBI's taxonomy places the organism in Eukaryota, Fungi, Ascomycota, Eurotiomycetes, Eurotiales, Aspergillaceae. The transcript has a single exon. The coding region runs from base 1 to 738 and encodes 245 amino acids.
AUGGACCAAAUAGACCUGUCGUCCUUAGAAGGCCCGCCUGUCAUUCACCGGCCUCAUUCCACGAAUCCUUACUCGGGCGUACCCAGUAUACAGUUAGAUUAUUCAGCAUUACCACUGGAAGCAUUCGAUGGCCUGCCAAGCCAUCCUCCACGGCCAGCCUCCGCUGAGCCGGUGCCGUCGUCCCGACAGAAGUCGCCUAGUAUAGCACCUGGCGUGAACUGGCACCGUCGUGAACGAGGCAAUAUGCAGCAUCCAGCAAACUUAACACCCGGGAAUGGCAUUCGCCAAGGUGCCUCUGAACGAAGAAUCGAUUGCUCCACUGCGCGCCGCCCCAUCUCUCAUCCGGGCCACUCCUCUCCUCUGGGCCUAUUCAACCCGCAUCCUAGAGUAGAAAGGCCUAUUCGCGUGCAAAGCGCCUCGCCAUCCCACCAACUUAUCUGGCUCGAUGAACAAAAUAUCUGGGUGCGAGCAGAGAUCACCAUCUCAACGAAUUUCCCUGGCCAAGUGCCCACACUGACUCACUCUCGCUCGAUGGACACAUACUUGACGAAUAAUGGCGAGCGGGACGCAGACAUCCCCUCCUCUCCGCCACCCCCAUAUGAACAGCAUGUAUUCGAUCAGCUGAUAGCGUCGCGGCGGGUGAGCCGGGGAGAGCCUUCGUCGCGAAUGGCCGCGCACGAUUCAAUGUGGACGGCCGUGGCGGGCCGGAGGGCACAUCGGGCCCCUUUUGGCAACUGA